Molecule: messenger RNA, 1050 nt
Organism: Athalia rosae (coleseed sawfly)
Lineage: Eukaryota; Metazoa; Arthropoda; Insecta; Hymenoptera; Athaliidae
Product: DNA repair protein RAD52 homolog
Exons: 6
Coding region: 129-947 (272 amino acids)
Biological process (GO): double-strand break repair via homologous recombination; mitotic recombination; double-strand break repair via single-strand annealing
Cellular component (GO): nucleus
Source: RefSeq, a predicted model, not a curated record
AAGGGUACAGGCAUCUAGUUUUACCGUUGAGAGUAAAUAUGGUAAAUACUUUUAAAUUCAACGGUUUUACUUUGUAUUAUCAUAAACAGGAUUCAUGAGGGGAUCAUGAGCAUUGAAGAACAUCAGAAAUGAAUCAUCCUUCUUGUAUAAAAAUGCCUGCCAUCAAAGAAUCUGCAAAAGAUCCUAGUUCAUCUAAUACACGUGAGAUCUCACGUGUCCCUGAGGAACUAGAUACAGGAUUUCGAGAUCAACUAUGUACUAAAAAUGAUCUCAUUACAAUUGCAAAUGAAACUUUUGGCAAUAAUAAGUGGAGUCAUUUUGUGACAAAUCAAACAUUAGAUUUUGUUGAAUAUGUCACCGGUAAAUACCAUGUUGGCUGUGCAACUUUUGUGAAAGUUCAAUUAAGCAAUGGAAUAACUCAUGAAGAUCUGGGUUACAGCAAUUCGUCGGGAACCAACAAGGGUUUAGUCAUUUUUUCGGCAAGAACUAGUUCUAUCACGAAUGCUUUGAGGAAUACUUUACUGUACUUUGGAGGUGAGGUUGCCAUAAAAAUCAGAGCUCUUUUGAACGUGAAAAACGAAACAUACUCAGUUAUUUCUGCAAUUGGUGAACCACAAAAAAUUGUGAUCAACAAAAAUCCGACCACACGAAUAACUCCUCCAGCUUGUCAUUCUACACCAGAAAAAGCAGCAUCGAUUCUAAUGGUCAAUGCACCAGCACCAUCUCACCAUGUGAAUCAUGCACUAGAUAUUGCUGACAAAAGAUCAAGUUCUCCAACAAAUUCUGAGGCAAAAGAAAUUGGGGGCCUCAUUGAAAAAGAUGUUAUCACGACUGAAGAAGAAAGGAAAAGAUUGGAGAGAAAACGCAGACAGAAAGAAAAACAAGAAGAAUAUAGAAAGUUGCUAAAAUCAAAGCAAGGUCUGGAAAAGCCAAAUCCAAGAUACUGAUUGAAGAGCAUUCACAGUUCAGAUAGUGAACCAUUUGGUAUUGCACAUCAAGGAAUUUGAUUUAAUAAAAAAUAAAACAGUUUAUAUGAUUAUAUUAACUAAA